Molecule: messenger RNA, 2181 nt
Organism: Medicago truncatula (barrel medic)
Lineage: Eukaryota; Viridiplantae; Streptophyta; Magnoliopsida; Fabales; Fabaceae
Product: methyltransferase-like protein 17, mitochondrial
Exons: 13
Coding region: 369-1901 (510 amino acids)
Biological process (GO): translation
Cellular component (GO): mitochondrial small ribosomal subunit
Molecular function (GO): structural constituent of ribosome; methyltransferase activity
Source: RefSeq, a predicted model, not a curated record
AAAAAGAGAAAAACAAGAAGGGGCUUAAGAAGGGUUUUAUUAUCAUUGUUGUUACCAUCACCACUCACUCACCACACCACCAUAACCAUUUCCUUCCACAAUCUUCACCUAAUCAGGAACUGUAUGCAAAUGCAUUCAAUUUAGCUUCACCAUAAGCAGAAACAACACCAAGCGAAGGUUGAAAAUGGCAAUAGUUUCAAAGUAUUUCAAUUCUUCUCACUGACGACUCACGCGCCUCACCCUAACAUCUCUAUUAUCUCGUCCCUGCUAUAGUUUCUCUCGUCUCUCUCACCUCUUGUUGUUAGAUAACCUAAGAUGUAACAUGUUGCUUGGAUCUGUAGGAGAGAGUUGUUAAAUUGCGAGCUGGAAUGGCUACCCAGACAAUAGCUGAAGCUGCACAGAAAAUUGUCACCCCUGAAACCCUCAUCUAUGCAGCAAAGCAAUCUCAACGUUGCCUCACUGUCCCUCUUCCUCUUCGCCGUGCCAUUAAGAAAUACCUUCGAGAGCAAGAGGAGCCAUAUAUGAAGAGGAAGGUGUUGAGACUGUCCCAGUCAUUCAAUGAAAUCAAGAAUGUCAAUCUGCAGCUGGCAACCACCACAUCAAGGGAGAUAGUCGAACACCCUUUAAAGUCCCUUGAACAAUCGAAACGUUGGAAGAUUACGAGCUCCUAUGGUGACAUUGGUCUCACCUAUAGAGAUGAGGAGACAAUUGCUUAUGUAGCUUCUCGAAUGCCUGCCGUUUACUCUGCUUGUUACAGAGUACUUAAAGAGGUUAGUAGAAGGCUUCCUGGUUUCUCCCCUACCAAGGUCUUAGAUUUUGGUGCUGGGACUGGUUCAGCUUUCUGGGCACUGCAAGAAGUUUGGCCAAAAUCUUUGGAGAAAGUUAAUAUAAUAGAACCAUCACAGUCAAUGCAGCGUGCAGGUCAGCGCCUCAUACAAGGUCUCAAGGAUUUGCCACUUAUUCAUAGCUAUGACAGCAUUCAAGCUCUGUCUAAAGAUAUUAGUAAAUCAGAGAGAGGGCAUGACCUUGUAAUUGCUUCUUAUGUGCUGGGAGAGAUUCCGUCUAUAAAGGAUCGAAUUACCAUACUUCGACAGCUUUGGGAUCAAACACAAGAUGUUCUGGUUUUGGUUGAACCAGGAACGCCUCACGGAUCCAGUAUUAUAGCUCAGAUGAGAUCUUACAUAUUAUGGAUGGAAGAAAGAAAACAUCGUAAAUCUUCUAAAAAGAACAAUGAAGUUUGUAAAGAUUUGAUUACUGAGAAGGCCGGUGCUUUUGUGGUUGCUCCUUGUCCUCAUGAUGGUACUUGUCCACUGGUAAAAUCUGGAAAAUAUUGUCAUUUUGUUCAGCGCUUGGAAAGGACAUCAUCGCAGCGUGCUUACAAGCGUUCGAAGGGUGAACCCUUACGUGGCUUUGAAGAUGAAAAAUUCUCCUAUGUUGUUUUUAGACGAGGCCCAAGACCAAGGGAACCUUGGCCCCUUGACGGUAUUACAUUUGACACUCUGAAGGAGCAGCAAGCUAAAAGAAAUCCAGAGGAUCUUGAAAUUGACUACGAGGACUGGUUGAAGUUGCAAGAAGCUGAUGAUGAUGCUCCACGUGAAGUAGAUGCAAUAAGAAGAUAUGAAUCUGAUGGUUUGGAAACUGACGGGGAUGGCGAAGAUGAUAAUGAAGAGGUUAAGGAAACGGAAGAAGAAACAGAGAUCGCUGAUCUUGGAGGUGGUUGGGGAAGAAUUGUGUUUAUGCCUAUUAGAAGGGGUAAACAAGUAACUAUGAAUGUGUGUAGAUCAAUCAAAAGAGAUGCCUCAGAGGGUGAAUUUGCCCGUAUGGUUGUAACAAAAAGCAAGAAUCCUGCCUUGCAUCGUCAAGCCAAGAGAUCUAUUUGGGGUGAUUUGUGGCCAUUUUGAAGCAAGAUCAUUUGUGUUAGUUUUUUUUUUUUUUUUUUCAUUUAUUAUUGUGCCUCUUUUAUAAGUAUGAGUGUUUAAGGGCCAUGCCUUAAUUGAUAUAAGAAAUUUCUCAUUAUAUAUAUUUUUUAGGAAGUAGCUCUUCUCAUUACAUGCAUGAUAAAGAGAUUAGCAUUUUAGGUGAACAUGAAGAUGUUUUAGUUGUCAAAAGAUAUAUUAGUCUUUCUAUUUGUGAAAAUGAAUGGAUAGCAUGGAGUAAAUUUUCCCUCAAACUUUUAUUUCA